AUGAGCGUUUUCUGCUGUUUGACGUCGUGGCUCUGCCUGGCUGCUGCCGCAGCGCUAGUGGCGACAGUUCUGAGCAAAUACAAGAGGAGCCCGGAGCAGGUGGGGAACCAGGUAGUGUGCCUGGCCCUGGGCCUCUGGGCGGCUGUUUGCCUGGCCAGCCUGUCCCUCUUCUGGGGCUUCACACUCUUCUGCCUGUCAUGUUUCCUCAUGUACACUUACCUGUCUGAGCAAGUGUGGUUACCUGUGGGACAGAAGGCGGUCCUGGUGACAGGCAGCGACUGUGGGUUUGGCCAUGAGAUCUGCAAACAUCUGGACAAGAUGGGCUUCACGGUGUUCGCUGGGGUCUUGAAUGAACAAGGCUCGGGGGCAGAGGAGUUGCGAAGAAACUGCUCCAGUCGCCUGUCUGUGCUCCAGAUGGAUGUCACCGACCCCGAACAGGUCAAGGAUGCUCAUAGCAAAGUCACCGAGAAGGUGAAGGACAAAGGGCUGUGGGCUGUGAUCAACAAUGCUGGGAUCAUUGGCUUCCCUGCAGAUGGGGAGCUCAUUCCUAUGAACGAAUACAAAAAGUGCAUGGCCGUGAACUUCUUUGGAGCUGUACAUGUCACAAAGACAUUUUUGCCUCUUCUUAGGAAAUCCAAGGGCAGGCUGGUAAACAUCAGCAGCAUGGGAGCAGGGGUCCCGAUGGAAAGGCUAUCAUGCUAUUCCUCAGCAAAGGCGGCGCUGACGAUGUUUUCAUCAGUAAUGAGACAGGAGCUUUCCAAAUGGGGAGUUAAAGUUGCUAUCAUCCAACCUGGAGGCUUCCAAACAAAAAUCAUGGGCACCAGUGAUGCGUGGGAGAAGCACGAGAAGAAUAUCAUGGAGCAGCUACCUGGUGAGGUGUUGGAGGACUAUGGUGAGGACUACAUCCUGACAAUGAAGAACUUCCUGAUCAAUAUCCAGACCCUGGCCAGCCCCGACUUUUCCCCGCUGAUACUUGACGUGCAACAUGCCCUAUGCGCCAAGCACCCUUCUGCCUUUUACUCACCAGGGAAAAUGGUUUUCCUGUGGCUCUGUGUUGCUUCCAUCUUGCCUACUAGCUUAUCUGAUUAUAUUUGGAAAAAACAUAGUGGCUCACCCGGGCACAUGCCCAGGGCUUUGAGCCUGCCCAAUAGGAAUAAAGCCAUGUAGGCCUCAGAAAGGGAGGUGGAGGGGAGCUGUUGUUGUCUCAGCAUGAAUGGGAAACCAUGAGCUACCCAUUAAAGUGUUUAC
Ochotona curzoniae (black-lipped pika) is the source of this 1248-nucleotide messenger RNA. It is a transcript of the gene HSD17B2, whose product is annotated as hydroxysteroid 17-beta dehydrogenase 2. The record is from RefSeq and is a predicted model, not a curated record. The transcript has 5 exons. Gene Ontology annotation, molecular function: oxidoreductase activity. Lineage: Eukaryota; Metazoa; Chordata; Mammalia; Lagomorpha; Ochotonidae. The coding region runs from base 1 to 1167 and encodes 388 amino acids.